AUGGCUCAACAACGAAGGGUUUCUAGGUCUUCUGCUAACAUUUCCUUUAAUAAUCCUUCCGCACCCGGUACUCAUAAUUUUCGUAUUGGGUCUUCUGAACCUACAGAACAUCAACCGGACCAACUUCGGGUUGCUUUUUUAGAAUAUCAAAUUGCUGACUUAAAAUUUCAGAAUUCCUUUGUUAUUCAGGAAAAUAAUAAUCUCCGUUCUCAGCUUUCUUCCUUUAUUCAAGAACAUAAUAAUCUUCGUUCUCAAGUCGCCGCAUUACAAGAUCUAGUUGAGGUUCAACAGAUCGCUAUUUCUAUUUCAAAUAAGGAAUUUAUUGAAGAAUUUUCAUUUAAUAGUGACCAAAUUUCCGCAGAUGAUAAGUCUUGA
This is a messenger RNA of Racocetra fulgida, 375 nucleotides long. The record is from the annotation of a GenBank genome assembly. NCBI's taxonomy places the organism in Eukaryota, Fungi, Glomeromycota, Glomeromycetes, Diversisporales, Gigasporaceae.